This is a messenger RNA of Talaromyces amestolkiae, 948 nucleotides long. RefSeq lists its product as uncharacterized. NCBI's taxonomy places the organism in Eukaryota, Fungi, Ascomycota, Eurotiomycetes, Eurotiales, Trichocomaceae. Gene Ontology annotation, cellular component: mitochondrial intermembrane space. Gene Ontology annotation, molecular function: protein-disulfide reductase activity. The coding region runs from base 1 to 948 and encodes 315 amino acids. Gene Ontology annotation, biological process: protein import into mitochondrial intermembrane space. The transcript is spliced from 2 exons. The record is from RefSeq and is a predicted model, not a curated record.
AUGUUCCGGCAAUCAGCCACCAGACGAGCAACUCUGCUCCUACGCAACACCAAACCUAGCACCACCACCAACUCCAUCACAAACCGCUUCGCCACCGCUCAGCGACGCUUCGCAAGCACCGAAGGAGGAGACACUAUCGUCCCCAACCCCCCCUCACAGAAAAGCCGCAGCUGGCGCAACCGCCUCGUCCGUCUCGGUCUCGCCGGCGGCGUCAUCUACUUCUACAACACCUCCAUCGUCUUCGCCGAAGAACCCACUCUAUCACUAAGGCCGCAACCACUAGACUCGGAAGAUGCGCCGACCUUGAACACACUUGGCCAAAAAGUCGGGCUCAAAGCUCGCGAUGAGCCACCUGCGCCGCACUCAACCGAUGCGCAGGUCGUGGAUCCUCGCCAGCAGCAGCAGGAAGGUGGCCUUGAAGGCUUGGAGCAAGAAGCUAAGCACGAAGGCGCAUUCAACCCCGAGACUGGAGAGAUCAACUGGGACUGCCCGUGUCUAGGCGGCAUGGCCUAUGGCCCUUGUGGUGAAGAGUUCCGGGAAGCGUUUAGCUGCUUUGUGUACUCCAAGGAGGAGCCCAAGGGCAUGGACUGUAUUGAGAAAUUCAAGGGAAUGCAAGACUGCUUCCGCCUGCACCCCGAAGUCUACGGCUCCGAACUCCAAGAAGACGAAGUCGACGAACAACUAACCGAACAAAUCGCCCAACGAGACCGCGAAGAACAAUCCAUAAAAAGCCAGAAAGAGCAGCAACAACAACAACAGCCCCCAUCCGCAGAAGAUGUAAAAAUCACAGACCCCGCAGUCUUAAGCCUCAACGAUGCCGAGAAACACGCCGAAACGGAAGAACUCCGCAGAGCCGAUGAGGCUGCCAAAGUCGCAAAUCAGCGGGAAGAGGAACUUGUGCCGAGAGCGUGGCAUGAGAGUGAAGGACAGUCCAAAACUGAGAAAUGA